Messenger RNA from Dichomitus squalens LYAD-421 SS1, 671 nucleotides. RefSeq lists its product as uncharacterized. Bases 149 to 358 code for a protein of 69 amino acids. The transcript is spliced from 4 exons. Lineage: Eukaryota; Fungi; Basidiomycota; Agaricomycetes; Polyporales; Polyporaceae. The record is from RefSeq and is a predicted model, not a curated record.
AACCUCGCGCCAUGCCAAGUGUUCACACGACUUCUAGACUAAAAUUUCGAAAACACAUUAUAUGACUUACCUCCCGAGGCCCGUCAGACAUCAUGGAUAUACGGCGUUUCACGAAGACGACAGUGACUGAGACGAGCAAGCUCCGUGAAUGAGCGAGCUACUGGGUGUCCGCACUUCUCCCUUGGGUCUUGGCACGUCGAGCGUUGAAGUGUUAGGGGUCCUUCCGUAUGAAGACAUCAUGGGGAGUGACGGGAAGGCCACACCGAGUGCAAUACUACAUCUUGGCGCGAGUGAACAUAUCAAGACAGUCCUGAUAGGACUCACUAAUCAAAAGCGGCGACAGAGGGUCGAAGGUUAAGGAUGCACACGGCGGGAAAGGUUUUGGUCAAUAUAUAUGCCAGGGCUCCGUCAGAGAAGGCCUUGUAAAUGAAUGCAUGGAGGCCAGGGCCGCCAACAGAUCGUCCAAACCGGGCUCGAAUGUUGAUCUUCAAGUCGCCGCAAGACUCAGUGGGCUUCCAUAUCCGUCGUGGGCAGUAAGUGCGACGACAGUGCUGCCAUCUUUGUCCCUCUCAUCGCUUCCGUUGUUUGGGCGCAAAGGACCCUAGUAGGCACUUGAACGUCUCGCAUUGAAAUCAUACGGCCGUUGGCUGAAUAAGCGAGAAACAUCUCUC